Engraulis encrasicolus (European anchovy) is the source of this 5660-nucleotide messenger RNA. It is a transcript of the gene sh3pxd2b, whose product is annotated as SH3 and PX domains 2B. Gene Ontology annotation, molecular function: superoxide-generating NADPH oxidase activator activity; protein binding; phosphatidylinositol binding. The coding region runs from base 263 to 3001 and encodes 912 amino acids. Gene Ontology annotation, cellular component: cytoplasm. The record is from RefSeq and is a predicted model, not a curated record. Gene Ontology annotation, biological process: superoxide anion generation. The transcript is spliced from 14 exons. Lineage: Eukaryota; Metazoa; Chordata; Actinopteri; Clupeiformes; Engraulidae.
CUCGGCGAGCUAGGAUAGGCUGGGAGUUUGGUCCAGGCCCGGGCCAGCGAACAGGACGGGGCAAAGAAAGCAGGAGCUGCCGAAUGUCUUACAGGAAACUCGACGUGGACUAUGCACAUAAGUUAAAGGCGAAUAUAUAUGUUUAAAUGCGAUUGAAAUACGCGAAUGAUAGCUGAAGUGACUGACGAUACUUUGGGAUCUAGUUGGCGUAGCGGUUGAGCCGGAGCGCAAUUCUUAGGUGCAAUUCACGUUUGGCUGCAUCAUGCCGAGGCGGACCGUCCACGAAGUAACUGUUCAAGAUGUGCAGAAGAGGAGAAACCCCAGCAAACACUAUGUUUAUCUUAUCAAAGUCUCCUGGUCAGAUGGCAGCACAGAGGUCAUCUAUAGAAGAUACAGCAAAUUCUUCGAUCUACAGAUGGAGCUGCUGGAUAAGUUCCCUGUGGAAGGAGGACAGAAGGAUCCCAAACGCAGAAUCAUCCCUUUCCUACCAGGAAAGAUCCUGUUCCGUAGGAGCCACAUCAGGGACGUUGCCAUGAAGAGGCUGAGACCCAUAAAUGAAUACUGCAGGGCCCUUAUUCAGCUGCCCGUCUACAUCUCCCAGUGUGAGGAGGUGCGUGUGUUCUUCGAAACCCGGCCUGAGGACCUCAACCCACCCUCUGAGGAGCCUGUCGGAAAAAAGAAAUCAGGCAUUGUGGAGAGAGCAGCUUCUUUCAUAAAGAGAGGAGGAGACUCCACCGCAGGAGAUGGGCUGGUCCUGGAUCAGUACGUUGCCGUCACCGACUACGAGAAGCAGGAGAGCUCGGAGAUCAGCCUGCACGUGGGACAGGUGGUGGAGGUCAUCGAGAAAAACGAGUCCGGAUGGUGGUUUGUCAGCUCGGAGGAUGCCCAGGGCUGGGUCCCGGCCACCUGUCUGGAGGCCCAGGACGACCCUGAUGAUUUCUCCAUACCCGGAGAGGAAGAAGAGAAGUAUUCAGUGAUCUACCCAUACUCAGCCCGUGACGAAGAUGAGAUCGACCUGGAGAGAGGCAUGAUUGUGGAGGUUAUCCAGAAAAACCUGGAAGGAUGGUGGAAGAUCAGGUACCAAGGAAAGGAGGGCUGGGCCCCUGCGUCCUACCUGAAAAAGGCUGACGUUUUGAGUCCGAAAUUGCCAGCGCAUGCCAGCACCAAUGACCUGGACGGAGCAUCCAAGCAGCAGAAGGAGCAGAACAAGGAGAACCAGAAAGAGAAAGAGAACCGCUUCUCUCCUUUCUCAGAGAACAACAAGCACAAAGCGGGCCAGAGAAGGGGACCACCACCUCGCCGUGAUCUCACCAUUCCUCGAGGGGUGAAUUUACCCAAGCCACCAGUGCCCCCACAGGUGGAGGAAGAGUACUACACCAUUGCAGACUUCCAGACAACUAUUCCAGAUGGCAUAAGCUUCCAGGCAGGCAUCAAAGUGGAGGUGAUUGAUAAGAACUCCAGUGGGUGGUGGUACAUCCAGAUUGACGAGAAAGAGGGAUGGGCCCCCAUGACCUUCAUCGAUAAAUACAAGAAGACCAGCAACGUCCCACGUCCCAACUUCCUGGCCCCCCUGCCCAAUGAGAUGGCUCAGAUGAAGCUUGAGGACGCUGUGGCCAACAACGGUGCCUCGGAUGACAACUGGUCCAAGCCGUUACCAGACGAGCCCUCAGCCAGUGUUGAGUUUUCAGCCCGGCCCAAGCUGCGAGACUGGAAAUCAGGCGCCGGCAAGAAUCCGCUGUUCUCCCAACCACUUCCCCCGGCCCCUGCCUCGCCCCCUGCCACUGAAGAGAAGCCGGCCCUGCCCCCCCGCAGGGAGUCCAUUAGGGAGAGCAGCAGGAGCUUUGAUAGUGAGGCCGUAGCAGACAGCAGGACCAACAACGACGUAAUGUCCAAACCACUGCCCCCGAAACCGCCGGCGCCCGGUGUGAUUAUGCCCUUGCUGGCUCCCAAGACAGCCCCCUCCAAGCCGGAGAAGCCCCCCGAGCCCAAGAAAGCGGCGGAGGACAAGAGCAAGGCCCUGCACCUGCGCAACGAGAUGGGCCUGGAGUGCGGACACAAGGUGUCUGCCAAGGAGGUGAAGAAGUUCAACUUGAAGCCCGUGCCCAAGCAGCCUCCCAAGCCCAAGGUGGAGCCGGCCGAGGAGAAGGCAGGAGAAGCGGGGGCCAGCCCUCCAGCCCCUUUCCUCAAGCCCAAACCCAUGCUCAGACCCAAACCCGUCCCGGCCGCCAAGCCCGAGGUGCAGCCAAAGAACGAGCUGGACAUAACCAACCUGAGGAGCAAGCUGCGACCAUCCAAGCCGGCCGAGCCCCCAGGGGCGACGGCGGCAGCAGCAUCGGACGCGGCCACUCAGAACGAGCCCUCAUCACCUAUCAGCAUCAUUUUGAAUAACAGCAGAGCGGCAGCAGCAGCAGCAGAGGAACCCCCCAAAUUUCCUCCGAAGCAGCACAAUGGCCAUGACGCGGCCCCUCCCCCCCGUCCAACUCCGGCAGCUCCUAAAGAGCCUCCGCAGAGGCCCACAGCCGCGCCCCGCCGACCCCCUCCACCCAGAAAGACCAGCGAGCCCAGCAGCCCCACUGAGACCAAAGCCCCUGCGAAAGAGAACGGGAAACCCGCUGUGGCGCCACCUCCCCAGAGUCGGCCCCCUCCUCCCAAACCCAAGGCGCCUCCUUCCAAAGACCCCAAGGAAAAGGAGAAGGACAAGGAGAAGGAGAAAGAGGAGCCUCCUAGAGGCAAGGUGCCCAUUCCACCCAAGCCGCAGGUGAAGAGCGAGAAGCCUGGGCCGCCGCGGGACAAGCUGCCGCCGCUCAUCCGGGACCCGGCCAAGGAGGAGCUCUUCCUGGCCGUGGCCGACUUCGACGGGGACGAGCAGACACCCAGCUUCCGCGAGGGAACCGUCUUCGAGGUGAUGGAACGCGACAACAGCGGCUGGUGGUUCUGUAAAAAUGUCAACGAUCGAGCGGAGAGCUGGAUACCCUCUAACUAUCUAGCCAAGAAACAUUAAGUGCUGUUUUUUUUUGUUUUGUUUUUUUAUCUUGGCUGUUUCUCAACUUAACAAGUACAGUAUUAAUACUCUGCAUAUUUAAUUAGCUUUUUUAUUUAUAGGUACCUUUUGAAAUUGGAGCCUAUUUUAACAUUCCAUCUUUCAAAUUUCGUUUGACUGUAUUGUUUUUCUUAGUGGGUGGAACAAAGUACCCAAUAAACAGGAAAACACUUGUGUCUUUGUACUCAUCACCAUUUGUGCCGUAUAUUAAUCAAGCCUAUAGUAUUUUUGAUGUGUAUCACAAAACUCUAAUAGACUAGCAAUAUAUCUGGCAGACUUCCCUUGAUGUUGUGCCUCAGCAAAUUACUAUAUAUACAUAAAAAUGAUGCUUUGAUAUAUGCAAAUGUUUUACUUUAAAAAUUCUGUAGAGUAUGUUUACAGAGGUCAAAACAAUGCAGUAGUGUAGGAUUUAGUGACAAAGCCUUACAGCACUAACAGCUGCAGCAAAACUAUAGACAAACAAAUCCCUCCCAUGUCUACAUCCAUUUUUUUAAAAAAAAGUUAAAAAGAAUUUAAAACAAGUCAACUGCUUAAAAGUAUAGUCUCAAUGUGACACUUGUUUUGGUUUUAUUUCUAUAAGGGUGGGUCGCCUGUUGGACGGUUAUGGGAGUGGGGGGUUUCAAAUCAACAUUAUGUGAAUAUUUUUCGAUUUCUUUUUUGUUUUUAUUUCAUUGGGUUAUUGCAAUGAUUGAUGUGCACUUUCCAUAUUCUGCAAAGUGGCGUACAGCGAGUAUGAAGAAAUGAACAAGGAGUUGAAUCAGUAACUAUGGAGUUUCAGUAAGGUACAGUGCCAGCGAAUGAUGAAGCAACGUUUACAGUUGAACAACAAAAAAUAACCCUGCUUUCCGUCUUGAACAUUUUCAAUGAAGUAGAAGAUUCUACAAUUAAAGCAUUUAUUGUAAAAUAAUAGAUGAGAGCAUCAGAAAAUCAUGUUUGUUUUAGUGUUGCCGACCAUUGCUUGUCAACCUUACAACAAGGUUAAAUAAGAUGUCUUAUAAACAUGACUGUGAGCUUGACUGGUUUCAAGUGUGUAUUUGAUAUCGCAGUUAUAUUUUGUUAAUUUUAAAUGUAGUAAGGCAUUUUUUUAAAUGUUGUCAAACUGACAUAGUAUUUUAUUUAGCGUUUUUUUGUUAUUUGUUCUGUUUUUGUAUGCUGUUUUCUUGAUUUUGUACCUGAUGAUGAAAACGAGAAGACUUAGGAAUGGUUGGUUCUUUGAGAGUACCUGACCAGGAAGGGAGGCUUUCCCAGCUUUAUUGUUUUGUGAUAUUUCAGAGACCUUACAUCACAAAGCCAUACACGUUACAACAGUGCAGUCAUGACUAUUGACUGUACUUUCUAUCCAAAGUUUUGACCGUGUGUCCAGAAACACUCCUAGAAACAUUUCAGAUAUGGAAGGUGCUUGCCUUGGUAAAUAAGUAUUAGCAAUAUGUAGUACAUGAUGCUGACAGCCUGGGGUUUCCCAUUAAGUAUUGUGUGACCCUCAUUAUGUUAGUAUUGAUGUUACGCCACACUAGAAUCUGACUGGAUGCAUGGUGCAAGAGUGAUGCAUGGGCAAGCCUUUCCCUGGAGGCUUACCAUGUAUUGUUCCAAUAUGAACACUGAUUGAACACAUUCAGUAGGUUUACAAGUAUGGGCGACAAAGAGUACUUCAUGUUUAAAACAGGGAGGGGGAUAUCAUGUUGAAAAAGAUGAAAGAAAGAAAAUGACUGAGCAAUAGAGGUGUUACAGAUGAACUCUAAGGUGGUCAGAAGCAGGGGUGGAGCUAUAUGGGGGGCAAGCAGGGCAUUUGCCCUGGGGCCCAGGGCCCUCCUGUAUUGGUGUUGGGGGUAGGGAUGCACGAUGUAUCGGCCAGAUGUAUCGGUAUCGGCCGAUAUUUGACAUUUCUCAACACAUCGGACAUCGGUCCGAUGGGUAAAACUGGGCCGAUGUUAACGCCAAUGUUUUUUUUUAUAUGUUACGGUUCUAAAAGUUUGGACGUGACGGUGACUUUCAUUGUUUGUCUUCUAGUUUGUCUCUAUUUUUUUUAUCUAAUUUUAUCACAGGGAGUUAAAAAGUGUUUUUGGAAAUAAGAGGACAUUCAAAAAUUCAGUUUGUUUGCAUCAUUGUCAGUCUGUAUUAAAUGUUAUCUCUUAAAAAAAAAAAAAAACAUUGGUAUCGGUUAAUAUCGGUUAUCGGCCAAAAUCUCAAUAUCGGAUAUCGGAUAUCGGUAUCGGCCGAAAAUUUACACAUCGUGCAUCCCUAGUUGGGGGGCCUUAUUUUGACCAUGGCAUGUUGUAUGGAGGGGGCCUUCAAAUGGUUUGCCUUUGGGCCCUGUGUGCAAUUGUCCCGCCACUGGUCAGAAGGGCAUGUGGGCAAGGUCAAAAGUAGAGUUAAGGGCACUAGUAUGUAAGAGAGUUAUGUGUCAGACCACAACAGAUAUGUGUUUCGUCAACUUUCCCCACGUUGUUCCACCAGGUGUUUAUCAUGUUUACAUCUCCCUCCAUUCAAUUCAGUUCAAUUCAUGCCUUCAGUACUGUAACUUUACAGCCCUACUUGUACUGCCAGCCACUGUUACAUUUCAAUUAUUCUCCCUUUUUUGUUGCUACUAUAAAGCAUAAAUAAACAUUUCCAUUUUUCCAAA